AUGGCUUCUCUCGUGGGCUCGAAAGGCCAACAAGUACUUUACCUUUGUCUGAUUGCGACUCUGUUGAUUGUGUGCGCAGCUUUUACCAUUGGCAUCACCUUCGCGCCCUGUCACAGCAGUCUGUGUGUUGAGCAGCUGAACCCACUUCAGACGCGCAUACACAUUGGCGUCUACUAUGCUUUGCUCACCAGCAUCGGUCUUUGUAUGGCUGCGAAGACGUACCUAUCACUAGUGCGUCGCUUCAUGGAUACGUAUAUCUGGGAUGGAGUGAUUCCAGUCACAGGCAAGCGAGUCAGCAUCGGUGGCCUGCUUUUGAUGCUGUGGAUAUUGGCUACGACAUUCGCAUCUUGCGCAUACUGGCUACCGGCUGAGCGUGACUGGUGGUACCACCGAGGUGCAUUCGUAAGCUGGACGCCAAAAGUCUUGAGCCUUGUCGCAUGGACUGGAGUCACCGGCCACUGGUGUGACAUCUGGAUUGGCUUGGUUAUGAUUCCGGUCGGCAGAAACAGCAUCAUUGGUAAGGCUUUCUCGUUGCACACGUCGACUCUGCUCUAUGCCCACAAGGUCCUCGCUUAUGGACUGUUCCUGGGCACACUAGUACACGGGAUCACUUACUAUGUUUUCGUUGCUUCGCUUGUCUCGGCAUCUGCGACCGUGCAGAACGAAUUUGUGGUCGAUAACCCUACAGUCUCGGUCACCGAAGCAGCAGCUCAGGGACCUAUAUCGUAUCUAGUGCUCCCGACCGGCGUUUUUGCGUUUGUACUGCUCGUGGCCGUUACAAUUACGUCUUUGCCGAUCCUUCGCCGGAAAAGCUUCAACACCUUCUAUUUUGUGCACAUCAUACUGGUCGUCAUCAUCUUGGUGUUCGCUUGUUUGCACGCUAGUACGAACUUCUACUUCUUACUACCUGGUCUUUUGCUCUGGGUCGCGGAUUGGGUUUGGCGACUUCGGAACUCGCUCACCAACAAAGUAGAAGCCGUCGUGGAGAAUGCUGGCAAUGGCUGGACCAGAGUCACGCUACCUCCCAAGCGACUUGAGACAGCCAGUAGCGGUGAGAAGGGUACAAGCAUCAUGUCGCCAGCAUUCGAGAUUUCGGUGCUCUCAACUUACUACAUCAACUUCCCACGGGUCAGUAAGCUCCAGAUCCAUCCAUUCACAGCAGCAAGCGCUGGAUCUGCGGAGACUGGGCCAGUGUUGUUGUUCCGGAGAGGGCCGGAGAGGAAGAAAGCCCGGCGCACGCAGAAGGAAUUCACCUGGGCACUAGCUGCUGCUGCUGGGGACAUCCCUGAAGUCCCAUCAUCGAUAGAGGUCCGUAUCGAAGGUCCCUACUCGCCUGCAGUCCCGGAGUUGCGUCGCUCGAAUCAUCUUCUCCUGAUAGUCGGUGGUACGGGGAUUACCGGAGCUAUAAGCAUUGCGAAUUGGUGGGCAGAUAACUACGGAUCUAGAACCGACCAAUCGAGAUCGCUCCGCCUCCUAUGGUCGGUCCGCACUGAGGACGAAGUGCAUCUUCGAGAAAUACAGGAUUUACGAAUCACCAUGGCGGUGUUUCGGAACAUGGAAAUUGCCAUACACGUUUCCGGUCAUCAAGGUCGACUGCAGCCAGGCAACGAGCUAAGCGAGUUUCUGGCCACGCGCGCUGGUCCACACAUUGAUGCCUGGGUGUAUGUGUCAGGCCCUGACGGCUUGCUUGCGGCUGCGGAGGCGGCGUGCGUUGGACAAGCGAAGCGUCUUCGCCACGGAACUCGGUCGGAGAGCAAUGGGGAGACGAAUACGACCAUCAUCGGGUUUCGGUGGUAUAUUGCGAGAUGGUCUCUUUGA
Molecule: messenger RNA, 1818 nt
Organism: Recurvomyces mirabilis
Lineage: Eukaryota; Fungi; Ascomycota; Dothideomycetes; Mycosphaerellales; Teratosphaeriaceae
Exons: 3
Coding region: 1-1818 (605 amino acids)
Cellular component (GO): plasma membrane
Molecular function (GO): oxidoreductase activity
Source: RefSeq, a predicted model, not a curated record